This is a messenger RNA of Coregonus clupeaformis (lake whitefish), 1269 nucleotides long. It is a transcript of the gene gcsha, whose product is annotated as glycine cleavage system protein H (aminomethyl carrier), a. The record is from RefSeq and is a predicted model, not a curated record. The transcript is spliced from 5 exons. Gene Ontology annotation, cellular component: cytoplasm; glycine cleavage complex; mitochondrion. The coding region runs from base 34 to 558 and encodes 174 amino acids. NCBI's taxonomy places the organism in Eukaryota, Metazoa, Chordata, Actinopteri, Salmoniformes, Salmonidae. Gene Ontology annotation, biological process: glycine decarboxylation via glycine cleavage system; protein lipoylation.
GACAGUCACUUCAGUCGUCAAAACGCGACGACAAUGGCCACAUGUGUGAUGCUACGUUGCUUGUCUUCCAACUUUACCUCUGCCCUGCCCUUGCUCUACCGUUUGGCACAGCUACCUCCCUCUCGGCUGGUAUCCAGGGCAUAUUUACUACGGACUUUGUCCACUUCCACCCGACUCUCAUCAGCUCUUAAAUUCACAGACAAACACGAAUGGAUACGAGUAGAGGGAGCAGUAGGAACGGUUGGCAUCAGCAAAUUUGCACAGGAGGCUCUAGGAGAUGUGGUGUACUGUGGACUACCAGAGGUUGGCACACAGCUGGCACAGACUGAUGAAUUUGGAGCAUUGGAGAGUGUGAAGGCAGCCAGUGAGUUGUACUCUCCUCUAACCGGGGAAGUCACAGAGGUCAACACACUCCUGGCAGACAACCCUGGUCUUGUCAACAAGUCCUGCUACAAAGAUGGUUGGCUGAUGAAGAUGACCAUUGCCAACCCUAAGGAGCUGGAUGCUCUGAUGGAUGAGAAGGCGUAUGAGAGAUACAUCAGAUCCAUAGAGGACUAGCACCGCCUAGCCCCAACCCUUAUCACCCCUACCCCCUCACCUGCCUGUCAAUCACUAGUAGAGGAAGUGCACCAGUUGUGCCGUGGAGUCAGAUGUGACACUAUACCGGGGAACCCACAGAGAUGCCAGAGGAGCUGCAGAGCUCAUCCGUAUUGACCUGCCAGUGUUAUUGUGCUCUGAAUGUUAGGAGUCUUUAGUGUACUGGUAAUGACUAUGAUUUAAUGGAGAUGUUGGGGACAAAUGUCUUACACACGUGACAUGACAUGUACAGUAUAUGGCUGAUGUGGAUGAGUGAUACUGUAUGAGUCCGGAUGCAGACUCUGGAUGAAUCUCAAGUCUUUUUCUUGAUUCCUUGUGUCCUCUUGCCGCCUCCUUCUUAAAACAGAGGGUUUCGCUCCGAUGUUUUGAGGAAAAGGCUUUUAAGAUUCAUCCUCAAUCGCUCCUCAGGCACUGAAGGCCUGCCCCAAGCACAGGGGAUGAGGAACUUAAGACUGAAUACUACUAGGAAAAAUAGUCCUCAGAAUUUCAGUCCAUCAAAUACAGCUGUCUGGAUCAGUCCAUCUGAUAGGGGAGGGACUAACACUAAAGCACUUUGGAUCUAGCGCAGGCUGGUUUCUACUGUAUGUUGAGCCUCUGUAUGUACAGCAUGUACUGGCACUAUAGAGAGGAGAUUUAAAAAAAUAAAACUUACACUUGUGUGUUUACUUUGAA